This is a messenger RNA of Torulaspora delbrueckii, 2103 nucleotides long. RefSeq names its product guanine nucleotide exchange factor SEC2 (gene SEC2). Gene Ontology annotation, molecular function: guanyl-nucleotide exchange factor activity. NCBI's taxonomy places the organism in Eukaryota, Fungi, Ascomycota, Saccharomycetes, Saccharomycetales, Saccharomycetaceae. Gene Ontology annotation, biological process: exocytosis. The record is from RefSeq and is a predicted model, not a curated record. Gene Ontology annotation, cellular component: Golgi to plasma membrane transport vesicle; cell tip. Bases 1 to 2103 code for a protein of 700 amino acids. The transcript has a single exon.
AUGGGUGAGUCAGUCGAAGAAUCCCGUAGGGUGUCGGUGCAGAUUUCAUCGCUCUCUACACAACUAAUCGAGAGCAUCGACAAACAGUUCCAACUGGAAGAACAGUUAAAUCAGGCCAAAAGGACCAUACAAAGUCAGAGGAACUCGUUGGACAGCUAUAAUGACUUGAAAUCAAAGUUCGAUGGAGUUGAGAGCAGUCUUCAGACAAAAAAUCAAAUUAUAGAGGAACUGAAAGAGGAACUAGUCAAAGAAAAAACGCUUCGAACAACCGCCGAGCGAAACGUGGAUGAUCUGAAUAAAGAAAUUGAAGAUCUUACGGCUUCCCUAUUUGAUGAAGCGAAUAAGAUGGUGGCUACUGCCAGGAAGGAAAGUUAUACCAUCGAGAUAAAAAAUAACAAGUUAAAGGAACAAUUAGAUGAAAAGGAUAUGAUACUCGAAACUCUGAACCUUCAACUGAAAAACUUAAAGAAAGUAAUACAAAAUCUAGAGAAAGAAAGCACAACUCAUUCCGGCAGUAGGUCCUCUUUUGUGGGAAAUGAUAACUCCACGUCAAGCAUAUCCCUGAACAAGACUUCCACCUCAAACUCAGACGAACUGUCUCUGGGACCCAUUUAUUCGCCUAAUAUUACAUCAGUUCGUUAUGAUCUCAAUCUUUAUACCGAAUUUCUGAAGUUUAUCGCAGUUUUGCCCUAUUGUGAAACUUUGAAAGAUACGUCAUCCGAUUCCAAGCUACUCAGGAGACUGGUAAAUGACGAGAUUCAACCUGCUUUGAGAUUAGAUAAUGCCAGUGGGCUGGGGUGGAUAGUUAGAAGGACUUUGAUGUCUCUCAUGAUGGAAGGCUUAGUUGUGGUGGAGCCAUUAAGCGGACUGAAUGAAAAUUUUCAGUAUGGUUAUACAUCUCCUGUUCUCCCCAGCUCAAGUUUCAACCCUUCAAUGGGCGGCAAGGAUUCUCAUCUGUUUAGUUACCCCUCAGACUCUCCGCCAAUCGCUGUCCAUGACAAGUGCUCAUUUUGUUCAGAAGCUCGAGAUGAUGUUAUUGAACACGCGAGGAUGUACGUGCUCAAGACUCAAACACGCAUAGAAGAUGGAUCUCUGGUUGUUACUAACAGUUUCCCACUUUGUAGAUACUGUCUCUUGAAAGUCAGACAGACAUGCGAAAUAUUUGCUUUCUUAAGAUCUUUAAAACUUGGAGCCUGGAAUUUAGAGAAGGUGACUUUGACUAAAAUAGCGAAAGGAGAAUCAAGUGAGUUUUCUCAAGUCUCUAAUGGGAACCAUAAAGGGCCUCAAAAGGAAGAAAAGAGGCUACAAAGGAUGAGUCUCAUUACGGGGAAGAAUCAAUCAUCCAAGCUAGCCCCUCAAGUUGAUAUACCGGUUGACCAAAUCGGUGCACCUACCACUAACAUCCAAAGAGCUUGGUUGCAACUGUGUAAAUUGCGUAUUACACUGCACUGGGCCCAUAUCGGUAUAUGGUCCGUAGAGGACGCUGUAACACAAAAGAUAGGCCCUUUCGUGAAAGAGGAAGAUGAAAAUGAUGACGAACCGAUAUCACCAAAUGAGAACCCGCCUUUAACGAAAGUUACUUCAGAGGAUGGAUCAUUCACGCUAAAGAAUAGCGAUGAAAUAGACGAGAUUAACGAUGAUGACGCAUUUGACUUUGAGAAAGGCAAGGCGCCAGUUCAAACCGCUGAAAUUACAGAAGCCACCAAUAACGAGAGCAGAACAAGUGAACAUGCCGCUUCACAGAACAAUGCUGGGCAACCAUUGAAAGAUGAGGUCAUCACAACGGCAGAUUCUUCGACUACACGUUCUGCUACAGAGGUAGACCAUAUGCCAUCAUCAAAGGAUAAUAUUGGAUCUCUUGAUGUUGAUAAAGUGAGUAUAAGUUUAGGUUCAGACUCAAAUACUUCACCGCCAGUCCCCGCAGAUGACCUCGAAUCAAAAAGUUACGACAAAAAGCACACAGAUUCGAUCGAAGGCUUGGAGAACGCACAAGAAACUGGUCUUACACCGUUAGAUGCUCCCAAUGAUAUCCAAAUCGAGACUAGCAGCAUAUCUAACAACGAUGAAGAGUUUGACGAUGCCAUUGAGAACCAAGACGAUUAA